AAUAACAGGUAUUUGUUUCUGUCUCCAGGGAAGGAGCUGCUAGUCCCGCUAACCAGCUCUAUGUACGUCCCCGGGAAGCUCUCCGACGUUGGCCACGUGCUGGUAGACGUGGGGACAGGCUACUACGUAGAAAAGACAGCAGACAAUGCCCGAGAUUUCUUCAAAAGGAAGAUCGACUUCCUGACCAAACAGAUGGAGAAAAUUCAGCCGGCACUGCAGGAAAAACAUGCCAUGAAACAAGCCGUGAUGGAAAUGAUGAGUCAGAAGAUCCAGCAGCUCACGGCCAUGGGGGCUUCACAGGCUGCAGCCACGAAGGCGUAGCCGUUGGCAUCGGUCCCCCGGGCCCCGCACGCUGUGGCUUGACUGAGGCAUUUCGUUCGGUUACGAGCAGAGUCUUAAAAUCACCGAGGAAGCGGCUGGGGCCGAACCCCUCCCAGCCGGCGGGAGGCAUCUGCUCUUUGUGCUGGUGGCUGUUACGUGCGCGCAGUGUCUUAAAUGCAAACCUGGGGGAAACUCUUCCCCUUUUGUAUGUGGCAGGUGAGAUCAAUGUGCAAGAUAAAUUAAAGCCGUGCUGAACGGUA
This is a messenger RNA of Chrysemys picta bellii (western painted turtle), 581 nucleotides long. NCBI's taxonomy places the organism in Eukaryota, Metazoa, Chordata, Testudines, Emydidae. The record is from RefSeq and is a predicted model, not a curated record.